UACACUCCCCUUUGCAGCACACCCAUGCACAUGCUUUCAGUAUCAGUCAAGAUCAGCAACUCGGAUGAGAACCGCAGCUGUACUAUAGGAUCUACUUUUGUGGGACAGAUUUGUCCACAUACCUGCUUUUCUGAAGAGUUUUUGAUGAAGCACCAUGGGGAACAGGCUGGGAGGCCUGUGCUGCAGCCCUCACCUGUAUAGGAGUUUGAGGUGACUGUCAACAAGGACUGCUUUCUGCUGAUUGCGAGAUUCAUAAGGAGUGGCUGCUGUGGGUGUUCUCAACAUUUAGUCAAAGAUAAGGAACCGACUGGUGGGAAGGUGAUGUUGGAUUGCUAGUCUCUUGCAGCAAUCAUGGAUCUAACGUUGUGGCAGUACCAGUUCAGGAUCAUCAUGCUGGGGGACUCCACAGUGGGCAAGUCCUCCCUGCUGAAGCGCUAUACAGAAGACUUGUUCCUGGAGACCAUCAACCAGACGGUUGGAGUAGAUUUCUACGUUCACUUCCUGGAGGUGGAGCCGGGGGUCCGUGUCAAGCUGCAGUUCUGGGACACAGCCGGGCAGGAAAGGUUCAGGUCGGUGACCCGUUCCUAUUACCGCAACUCAGUCGGAGGCCUGCUGGUGUUUGACAUGACCAACCAAGCCUCCUUUGACCACAUAAAGGAAUGGCACGAUGAGGUGUGCGAGCGGGUGCAGCCGCAUAAGGUUCUGUUCGUCCUUGUGGGACAGAAGAGCGACCAAGAUGCUCAGGGAGGGAGGGUGGUGAGUCGGGAGCAGGCUGAGAAACUGGCCGGGCAGCUAGGGAUGCCCUACGUCGAGGCCUCUGCCAAGACGGGUCAGAACGUGAGGGACGCCUUCGAGCUGCUCACUCGUCGGGUCUACCAGGGUCUGCUGAGUGGAGAGGUGGAGCUGCAGGAGGGCUGGGAUGGAGUCAAGUGCACCGCACCACAGGCGCUUCAGGCACAGAGAGCCAGCCUGACACAGGCCGGCUCCGCCUCCAGGAAAAAGAAGUGUUGUGAUUAAACCGUGGGCUGCUGGUGGUUUCCCAAAUGCACUCAUGUUACGUAGAACCAAAACCAGCCCCAGGAGGUCUGAUCUAUGCUGGACGUUUAAUGUAACAACUUCAUCAUUAAAACCACUGAAGAACAAUGCUUGGACAUUCCUGCCGAGUUACGAUUGAACUUUGGGCCAUGAUGGCAAUGUUGACCAGUUGUUUGGUAUAUAAAUGUCCGAUAACUGAGAAGAAUUGCUAUUACGUUUUGUCUAGCAUUCAUUUUCAGGAUUUUUUCCAACCCACUUUGGUGAUUGCCCUUCUUUUUUAUCCAACACCACCCGCAGGUUGACAUGUUUUGAUUUUUGGUGAUAUGUCUUAAGAAUAUAUUGAUGGAAUAUUUACUACAGGUUUCUAGGUUCCUUUUACUUUUCAUCUAGCGCCAUCAUUAGGUUGAACUUUGCUUCAUCAAAACUAAAAACAUCUUCCACAGCUUUACUUUUUGGCUAAUGCUAUUGACAUGUUGGAGUGCUAGGAUGGUGAAAAUGGUGGAUUAUAUUACCCUUUAAUCAGCAGCAAGCUAACAUGCUGAUGUUAGCAUUAGUCACAAUGCUGUUAGCGUCUUGUUUAAUUGCAAAAUCUCUAGUUGUUCCCUAUUUAUAGGACUUUUAAAACUUGACAGAGAGGUCUAGCUCUGUUUUGUGAGAUGCUAGGCCAGCAGCUGAUCAGCCAAACAUGGACUGAUGAGGUCUUUGCUUACCUGAGUUCAGCAGAGCAGGAGUUGUAAUGAGGACAUAUUAAUCCACCGUUGGUGCCAGUUGAGACUGCGUCACAAUGGCAUUCAAUCUACAAGGGAGGGAUACCAUCACAUCUUCUCUUCUAUCGAUGUUUGGACAAUAGGUUGCCAACCUUGGUGUCCUGAUUUAUAUCCGAGUGCUCAGAGUUUGUGCUGUGGUUACAAUUUGGGAUGAUCUUAUUUGUUUUAUUUUUGCUUGUGAGACUGUACAAUGACACUGCUUUUUUCUUCUUCACAACCCAUUUGUGCACCUUAAUCUGUGAUUCUUGUCUUAUGUUGCUCGUUCUGUCGAUGAUGGGCAGCUGCAGUGCCUUGGUGGAGAUAGAGACAUCCCCCGUAUGACUCUGUGUGAAUUGUGCUAUAAUUCUUUGGGCCUGAGCGGUGUUCUGGAACAGGCUUUGUUGCAUCACAGCAUGUUGAGAGUGAGGCCCUCCUUUUGUUAACAUUAAUUCAAUUAUGCAACUCUAUGGGGCAUUUAUAUAGUUUUUGUUUUAUGUUGUGAGGUUUCCAUAGCAAUUACUGUCCGUCUGACUGACUGAACGGCCUCCUGUGUUUGUGGACUGAUAAUGCAGACCAUUUGUUUUGCUACUCAAAGAAACCAGAGAUUUAUAAAUGGGUUAACUGUGUGUUUGUAAAGCUAUGUGUUCUUGGCUCAAUGCAAAUAUACCACAUGUAAAAUGACCCUACACCCUACAAGUGCAAAAAUAUUUCCUUAAAUGCAAAACUUUACUAUGCAUGUACAACUGUCAAAUUUAGCAAAUACAAAAUGUCUCUUUUGAUACCA
Messenger RNA from Eleginops maclovinus (Patagonian blennie), 2565 nucleotides. RefSeq names its product RAB42, member RAS oncogene family (gene rab42b). Gene Ontology annotation, biological process: vesicle-mediated transport. Gene Ontology annotation, molecular function: GTP binding; GTPase activity. The record is from RefSeq and is a predicted model, not a curated record. The transcript is spliced from 3 exons. Lineage: Eukaryota; Metazoa; Chordata; Actinopteri; Perciformes; Eleginopidae. Bases 352 to 1017 code for a protein of 221 amino acids.